AUCCAAACAAAGAAACGCAAGUUAAGUUCAGUGUUCGCUGCUCAAUUAAACUAUGGCUUUUAUUGGCAACUUGUAGCAAACUAACGCUUAGCAAUGUUGCUGAAAAUUCGGCAUGCACUGCUUGAGGUGACGAAUCAAUCGGCAAAGCAGUCUGUCAAGCAAUCGGCGGUUAUAAUCAACAACGAGAUCAUUAUAAGUUCUGGCAGCAUUUUGCAGCCUUUUGUUCGUUCAGAUGGAGAUGGGGACAAAAUCAUCCAGAGCUUGCAACAAUGUGAGCUGGUCGAUGCCCAAAGCGAAUCCGGCGAUGAGGGUAAACUAUUGCGUAAACUCAAUUAUCUGGUGACCUUUGAUCGACAGCGUCGUUCACUGACGGAUCGAAGUGCUCAAAGUUCUGGACAGGUUGCCCACAUACUGACCCGGUACACUGCACAGCCGUUGUACGUCUUUUGUGCCGCAGAAGUGUCGCGAAAUCUUCACAAGAUAUUAUUGAGUGCUGACUCUGAUAGCCAAAAUGUACUGCGUUCCAGUUUUUUGGUCUUGACAAUGAGAGCAUUGAAGGAGCGGGAAUCUUUCAAGGGUUUCCUUCAGCACAUCGCCAGCUAUUUGCGCUACUUGCAACCAAUUCACACACUUGACGAUGUCUUGGUCAUGUGUUCGCCAUUUGGCUUGGAAAACUUUUAUAAGACCAUCAGCAUUGGCAAGGUGUCCAAUGUGAUGGGUAGCUCUCUAUUCGGUUUAUCAAAUGCAUUGCCUUUGGGCUGUGAAGGUUCUGCGGUGUUCAACAACAAACUUCGUUUAGUAGGCAUUAUCAUCUGUACAUCAUUCCAGCGGGAUCAGGAGAACGUCAAUCUUACUUUGGCUGCCAAUUUUGGUUAUCUAUUGCGUGAUUUUAUGGAGCAACUAGGAACCCCCAUUACAAUGUUUAAUUUAACGCGUGAGCCAUCGAAUUUUGCAUGGGAGCGCACAAUUGCAGUGAUUGAAUCGUCUGGUCAACAGGGCACUGGUACCUUCAUCAAAGUUCACAACAAACGCUUCAUCCUCACUUGCGCUCAUGUCGUUGGACAGGUCAACGCUAAAGUACUUUGUCGUGCUAUUGAUCGAGAAUUCCACUCAGAUGUUAUUUGGUGCAAUCCAGAUGAGAAUCGUCCUUUUGAUUUAGCUCUGCUUGCCGCUCCAGAUGAUGUCCCUGAACUCUAUUGCGUUCGAUUAGCCCGCAAUCGCGCUACCCUGGGACAAACUGUUUACAAUGCUGGCUUUCCAUACUAUGUGAACUUUAACUUUAAGUACGACUUUAAUCCGUCCAUAUUUCAAGGUCGCAUUAUUAAGUGCGAUCAGGGUGCAAUAAUGUCCGAUGGUAGCGUUCAGGCCGGUCAAAGCGGUGGUCCAAUGUUUGACCAAAACGGCAAUAUACUUGGAGUUUGUGUGUCCAAUAUUAAGCAUGAUGAUGUUGUGUAUCCAAAUAUAAAUACAGCCAUUCCGACUUUUGAUAUACGACAGACAUUACGAGAAUUUGCAAGAACCAGCGAUGUACAGGUGCUUAACAACCUCGUGGCAAGUCAGGAUGUCCAACGAGUCUGGUCGUUAGACAUGCCUACAAUACAAAGCAAACUUUAGCUGACGCACAAUAAAUUUCAAUAAUGUAAUAUAUGUAUAUAUGUGUACCAUAAGACGUUAUUUCUAGAACGUUUUUUUUUUACUUAAAAUAAGCCAUAUAUCUUUGUAAAUAAAUGAAAAAAAAAUA
Molecule: messenger RNA, 1741 nt
Organism: Drosophila innubila
Lineage: Eukaryota; Metazoa; Arthropoda; Insecta; Diptera; Drosophilidae
Exons: 5
Coding region: 94-1614 (506 amino acids)
Biological process (GO): protein processing; regulation of fatty acid beta-oxidation
Cellular component (GO): peroxisome
Molecular function (GO): serine-type endopeptidase activity
Source: RefSeq, a predicted model, not a curated record